Messenger RNA from Trichomycterus rosablanca, 768 nucleotides. It is a transcript of the gene snai2, whose product is annotated as snail family zinc finger 2. Gene Ontology annotation, molecular function: DNA-binding transcription factor activity, RNA polymerase II-specific; RNA polymerase II cis-regulatory region sequence-specific DNA binding. Bases 1 to 768 code for a protein of 255 amino acids. Gene Ontology annotation, biological process: regulation of DNA-templated transcription. The record is from RefSeq and is a predicted model, not a curated record. The transcript has 3 exons. NCBI's taxonomy places the organism in Eukaryota, Metazoa, Chordata, Actinopteri, Siluriformes, Trichomycteridae.
AUGCCUCGUUCUUUUCUCGUAAAAAAGCAUUUCAACUCUGCCAAGAAGCCGAAUUACAGUGAACUGGAAUGUCCAACAGUAUUCCUGUCACCGCUUCUUAUUAAAACUCUGCCAAUGCCAAUGAUCCAACCCGGGGUCCUAAGCCCAGUGGCCUACAGCCCCAUUACUGUGUGGACGGCCAGCGAUACCCCACUGUCCCCGCUGCCUACUGAUCUGUCACCUGUGUCAGGAUACCCAUCACCCAAAGACGUCCGCGGCGUCCUAGAAAGCCCAAGAAGCGACGAAGAUGAGCCACCCCUGUUGUCCAUCACCAGCUCGGGCACUUUGGACGUUGCGGAAAAGUUUCACUGCAGCCUGUGCCACAAGUCCUACUCCACGUAUGCAGGCUUGCUCAAGCACAAGCAGCUCCACUGUGACGCGCAGGUACGCAAAGCCUUCAGCUGCAAGUACUGUGAGAAGGAGUAUGUGAGCCUCGGGGCACUUAAGAUGCACAUAAGGACACACACGUUGCCCUGCGUCUGCAAGCUUUGCGGGAAAGCUUUCUCUCGUCCUUGGCUGCUGCAGGGGCACAUCCGAACCCACACUGGUGAGAAGCCGUUCUCAUGUUCUCACUGCAGCCGGGCGUUUGCUGACAGGUCGAAUCUUCGUGCACACCUGCAAACACACUCAGAUGUGAAAAAGUACCAGUGCAAGAACUGUUCAAAAACUUUCUCUAGAAUGUCACUUCUGCACAAGCAUGAGGAAUCAGGCUGCUGUAUGGCCCACUGA